AUGGCGGACAUCGACUUUGAGGUGCCUGUGCUGGCCGACGACCUUUACAAGGACCGCGUUCGCAUCGCGAGUGAGUUCCUCGAGAGCGAACACCCGGGUCUGUCGGACCAUCGCGAUGCCUGUCGUAAGAUGCUUCGGGCCGACGAGCGCCGGCUAAUCGUCAACAUUGACGAGGUGCGAUCCUUCAACCGCGAGUUCGCGACGGGCCUUCUGGACGAGCCCAACGACUUCCUUCCCGCCUUUGACGCCGCGCUGCGAAGUCUCGUUGAACUGCUACGCGACCCGCUCAAGGAUGACAUCAGCCAGAAGCAAUUCUACAUCGGCCUUCGAGGCAGCUUUGGCGAUCAUCACGUCAACCCUCGGACGCUAAGAAGCGUGCACCUCGGCAAGAUGGUAAGCCUCGAAGGCAUCGUCACUAGAUGCUCCCUUGUUCGGCCCAAGAUCAUCAAGUCGGUCCAUUACGCAGAGAAGACUAGCACGUUUUACUCGCGCGACUAUCGCGACGCGACCAUGUUGGGCAACCUGCCACCUUCGUCGACGGCCUAUCCGACCCAAGACCCCGAUGGAAAUCCCUUGACUACAGAGUUCGGCUACAGCAUCUUCCGAGACCAUCAGAUGAUCAGCAUCCAAGAAAUGCCCGAGCGCGCGCCCCCCGGACAGCUGCCGCGCUCCAUCGACGUCGUUAUGGAUGAUGAUCUCGUCGACAGGUGCAAGCCAGGCGACCGCAUUCAGCUCGUGGGCAUGUUCAGAAGUUUGGGCAAUCGCGUUGGCCAGAGCAGCACGUCCACUUUCAAGACCUUGAUGCUUGGCAACAACAUCAGCCUCCUCUCGUCCAAGGCCGGCGGUGGCAUUGCGGCCGCCCACAUUACCGACACAGACAUCCGCAACAUCAACAAGAUUGGCAAGAAGAAGAAGAACGUCUUUAGCCUCUUGUCGCAGUCCCUUGCGCCCUCCAUCUACGGCCACGACUACAUCAAGAAGGCCGUGCUACUGCUGCUGCUGGGUGGUGAGGAGAAGAAUUUGGCCAACGGCACCCACAUCCGUGGUGACAUCAACAUUCUCAUGGUGGGCGACCCUUCCACGGCAAAGUCCCAGAUGCUUCGCUUCGUCCUCAACACUGCUCCGCUUGCGAUUGCCACGACGGGCCGUGGCAGCAGUGGUGUCGGUCUCACAGCGGCUGUGACGAGCGACAAGGAGACGGGCGAAAGGAGGCUCGAGGCUGGUGCCAUGGUGCUUGCCGACCGUGGCGUGGUGUGCAUCGACGAGUUUGACAAGAUGUCCGACGUGGACCGCGUGGCCAUUCACGAAGUCAUGGAGCAGCAGACGGUGACGAUUGCAAAGGCAGGCAUCCACACCAGCCUCAACGCUCGGUGCAGCGUCAUUGCUGCCGCCAACCCAAUCUACGGCCAGUACGACGUGCACAAGGACCCUCAUCGAAACAUUGCGCUGCCCGACUCGCUCCUCUCGCGUUUCGACUUGCUCUUUGUCGUGACGGACGAUGUCGACGAGCAGCGCGACCGCAUGAUCUCGGAGCACGUCUUGCGCAUGCAUCGCUACCUCCAGCCAGGCCUCGACGAGGGCCAACCCGCUCGCGACAACCUCGAUCAGGCGCUCGACAUGGGUGCGCCCUCGGAGGGCACCGACGCAGAUGGCGCCGCCAUGCUCGGCGACACCUCGCCCUACGAAAAAUACAAUGCCCUGCUCCACGCCGGCAUCACCGCAGGUAACGAGUCUGGCGGGUCUUCCAGCAGCAGCAACAAGAAAAAAGAGGUGCUGAGCAUCGCCUUUGUCAAGAAGUACAUCCAGUACGCAAAGCAGCGCAUUCACCCCGUCAUGACAAAGGGCGCCGCCGAAUGGAUCGUCAACGUGUAUGCCAACCUUCGAAACGACGAGCUGGCGGGUAACCAGCGCAAGACGAGCCCACUGACGGCCAGGACGCUCGAGACGCUCAUCCGUCUCGCCACGGCCCACGCCAAGUCGAGGCUGAGCAGCAAGGUCGACGAGCGAGACGCAGAGGUGGCAGAGGAGAUUCUCAGGUUUGCCCUCUUCAAGGAGGUCAUUCGGACCGGCAAGGGCAAGACGAACAAGAAGAGGCGGACCGAGAGGGGAAGCAAGAGCCCAGACUCGGACAGCAGCGACGAGGGCGACAGCGACGAGGACGGCAUGCCCGAGGCCGGUGAGAGCGAAGAGGACGACGAGGUGGCGCGAGCAAAGGACGUCCCGCGCACCCCGGCGUACAAGGGCACAGGCGCCUACCAGACGAGGGGUCUGACGCAGAGCGGCGGAAGCCCUGCCAAGGGCAAAGGACGGGCGACGGCAGGGGCGUUCGACCCCGAUGGAGAACUCGUCAUGGACGAGGACGACGAGGAAGACGCAGAAGCCCUCGAGGCGAUGCGUGACAUUGAAGCCUCCGGUCCGGCACACCAGAGCUCCCCCGCCCGUCCGCCCGCUGGCUCUGGCUCAUCGGCGGCGAUCAUCUCGUCGGACCGGAUCGACGCUUUCCGCGCGAGGCUGGCCGACGCAAUGUCGAGCCAAGGCCCGCUCGCAGAGGAAGAGUCGAUGCAGCUUGACGGCCUGCUGCCCAUCCUCAACCAGGGCCUGCAGGCCAGGGACCUCUACGACAUCAAUGAGGCCAGAGCGGCGCUCGAGGCCAUGAACGAGGCCAGCGAGGUCAUGUUCAGCCAAGAUGUCGUCUACCGCUUGUGA
Molecule: messenger RNA, 2706 nt
Organism: Acaromyces ingoldii
Lineage: Eukaryota; Fungi; Basidiomycota; Exobasidiomycetes; Exobasidiales; Cryptobasidiaceae
Product: MCM-domain-containing protein
Exons: 4
Coding region: 1-2706 (901 amino acids)
Biological process (GO): mitotic DNA replication initiation; DNA strand elongation involved in DNA replication; double-strand break repair via break-induced replication
Cellular component (GO): nucleus; MCM complex
Molecular function (GO): single-stranded DNA helicase activity; single-stranded DNA binding; ATP binding
Source: RefSeq, a predicted model, not a curated record